CUACAAAGACACAAAUGCACAAUAAAUGCAUAAAAUAUUAUUUAAUUUUAUAUUUUAUGAAUCCAGACCCUUUCUUAGUCUUGAUGUUGAUCCCACUAUGGCUACUGUUGUUUAUAAGACUUACUAACUGCUUUGUACAUAAAGUAUGUGAUACAGUAGGGUCAAUUCUCAUCUAAAAAAGAUUGUCCAACAACAACGUCGUCGACAAGUUGUCCUGAAUUCAACAUAUUAUUUAUGUUUGUUGCACUACAGUUAACGUCUUACAUUCAUUUCAAAACCUCUUUUUUUUAAUUAGGUUUUUUUUUUUUUUUUUUUUUUUUUGCGAAUUCUGCACAUUUCUCCGAUUUCCUCAACAUACCAUCCUAUUUCCUUUCAUGUGCCCCCACUCUACGCCACUCGGCGGUGCUCACAGACUUACUUUCCUUUUCUGGAAAAUCAAAUGGUCUAAUGCACACGCCUUUACGAAUAGCAGAGAAGGUUGUCAAUACACUGGCAAAAACCUCCAUUUACUUUUUACAUGAAGAGGCGAAAUCCUUCGCUGAUGUGUUUUCGUUCUUCCUGUCGGACCGCAUUUCAGCACCACGGAACUGUCCAGCAUCCAGGCACGACUGUAGCGGUUCACUGUUGACGCUGAUGCUGCUGCUGCCGGUGCUGAUUUUGAUGAUGAUGAUAAUGAUAAGGUACAAGCUUAUAUGGUGACUUAAAUGUGAUUUAAGCACAAAAUCAAACUUCAUGAGCGCGUUCAUGGCCAGCGUUCAUGUUUCAGCAAAUGCUACUUUGAUAUGGAUGCAGGUGAAAAAUGGCUCUUACCUCGGGUUACAUCAGAUCUUAGUGAUCAUUAAUUGGUGUGUGUCUAUGCGUGUGUGUGUUUGUGUGAUUGCCAUUGACGAAAUAGCAUUCUUCUCUGGCUUCACGUAUAGACAUUUGCUGUGACUAAGAGCACAAAGGACCGUAUUCUCUUUAUUUCUCCAUUUAUAGACCCUCUCCUCAUGGUGGAUUGUACCACUCGGCGUUUGCACAAGCAGAGGGGGAGGGAAAAACGCUGGCCUCGGUACAAGCACAGUUCGUAACGACCCCUUUCGUUAAAACCUCCCCACUGUUCUAGAGGAGAUCGGACCGGCCCUGUCCGUUUAAACCCAGAAGACACCCAUGCCGACUCCUCAAUGCAAAAAAUAAAAGGGUGCCAAGAAGCUGGGACGAGGGAACGUGGGUGUAAAUAGACAGUGAAUGCUCUUGGUCUCUCUCUCUCUCUCUCUCCCUCUAUCUUUUUUCUCUCCCUCCCCCUUUCCAUCGCUCUCGUACGCUCUCUCUCCCUCGUUCACGCUCACACUCUCUCUUUCUCUCUCUCCCCCUCUCUCUCUUAUGAAAUCAAUGAACGAGUUAUUGGGUAGGACAUAAAUAUAAGGAAUCAAAGCCUCCACCGGGACCAACGGCAUUGCGCGCUUUUGAUAUGCGUCCUCGCCAAACGCUACAUGUGUUUUCACAUCCAUGUAAAUAUUGGCUUUGAUCGGACGAGAGCGGAAUUAGCUCUGGCACGACUUGGUCUCGGAACCAAAUUUUGACCAAGUCUUGCACCAGCGUGUGUUUUUUUUAUUUAUUUAUAUUUAUUUGUUUAUUUUUCAUCGCAUAAAAAAAAUCUCCACCAUUGCGUCCUGCUACUGUUGUACCCAUCACAACUUACUGGCCGGUCUGAUGAUGGCAACUUUAACCAACGGGCAGGUGGACGGCACGGUGCACGGUGUCGGUGUGGUCUCCGCCAGCACAAACGGGCUCGUGAACGGAUUAAGCCACAGCCACAGCCCGGCGGGCUGUCCGGGCACCAUCCCCAUGAAGGACCACGAUGCCAUCAAACUCUUCAUCGGUCAGAUCCCCCGCAACCUGGACGAGAAGGACCUACGGCCCCUCUUCGAAGAGUUCGGAAAAAUCUACGAGCUCACUGUGCUCAAGGACCGAUUCACGGGCAUGCACAAAGGCUGUGCCUUCCUCACCUACUGUGCCAGAGAGUCAGCCCUGAAAGCCCAGAACGCGUUGCAUGAGCAGAAGACCCUGCCAGGGAUGAACAGACCAAUCCAGGUUAAGCCAGCAGACAGUGAGAGCCGAGGAGAAGACAGAAAGCUGUUUGUGGGCAUGCUCAACAAACAACAGUCAGAAGACGAUGUGCGACGACUGUUUGAGUCCUUCGGCAACAUUGAGGAAUGCACAAUCCUCAGAGGACCCGACGGUAACAGCAAAGGUUGUGCAUUUGUAAAAUAUUCCUCUCAUGCUGAAGCUCAGGCAGCCAUCAGUGCACUACACGGCAGCCAGACAAUGCCUGGCGCCUCCUCCAGUCUCGUGGUAAAGUUCGCUGACACGGAUAAGGAGCGUACUAUUCGCCGCAUGCAGCAGAUGGCUGGUCAGAUGGGCAUUUUCAACCCCAUGGCCCUGCAGUUUGGAGCCUACGGAGCCUAUGCUCAGGUGCAGCAGCAGGCAGCGUUAAUGGCAUCUGUUGGCCAGGGAGGCUACCUUAGUCCAAUGGCAGCCUUUGCUGCUGCCCAGAUGCAGCACAUGGCAACCAUCAAUGGUCUCCCAGGAGCACCACUGACCCCUACAUCGGGUGGUAGUACUCCCCCAGGCAUCAGCGCCCCAACAGUGACCAGCAUUCCCUCCCCCAUUAGUGUAAAUGGUUUUACUGGCAUGCCACCGCCCCAGGCAAAUGGGCAGCCCCCUGCAGAAGCUGUCUUUACCAACGGGAUACACCAUUACCCUGUAUUGCAGGAGGUGGUUUUUAGGGAGGACUCUGAGAAAAACAGCUUGGGCGUGGCUCCGCGAAGUUGUUUUGGGGUUCAGGGUGGCUGCUUCCUCUCUUCUCUCUCUGAAGCUCAAAGUCCCACUGCAGCUGAUCCUCUCCAGCAGGCUUACACCGGAGUCCAGCAGUAUGCAGCCUACCCAGCUGCAUAUGGCCAGAUCAGCCAAGCCUUCCCCCACCCUCCACCCAUCAUUCCACAGCAGCAAAGAGAAGGACCAGAAGGUUGCAACCUGUUCAUCUACCACCUCCCUCAGGAGUUUGGGGAUGGAGAGCUGAUGCAGAUGUUCCUGCCUUUCGGUAAUGUCAUCUCCUCCAAAGUGUUUGUGGAUCGGGCGACAAACCAAAGUAAAUGCUUUGGGUUUGUGAGCUUUGACAACCCAGGCAGUGCUCAAGCUGCCAUCCAGUCAAUGAACGGCUUCCAGAUCGGCAUGAAACGGCUCAAAGUGCAGCUGAAGAGGCCAAAAGACGCCAACCGCCCGUACUAACCUCUGCCCCAGCCAGCCACCGCAUCCUGGUGGCCGGGGCAGCGAUUGCACACAGGGAAAGACAGGUUUUGUUGGGCUGAAUCAUAUGUUGUCUACUUGCUACGAUGCAGAUCCAGCAUCAGGACCACUGAGGCUGCUUCAGAAACAAAUGGGAGAGAGAGAGAGAGAGAGAGAGCAAUGACCAAGUCAAGGACACCUCCUUUUUGGAUGUACGAAAACUUUGGAACUGAGAGAAUUUGUACCAGCCUGGUUUACCCCAGGACCUUUUUCGUCUGCACACAUAUACACACCUCUCUCCCCUUCAAAAUCCUGCUUGAAUGACAUCUACCUUUUAUGGACCACAGAAAACUUUUACUUGAACAAUAGGGGAAAAAGAAGUAAAAGAAACAAUAUCAACUCUACUUUCAGCGACCAAUCCCACUGAACACUUAACGGGAACAUGGAUGUCAGAAGUCCAACAAGAACAAAACAAACAAAAAAAAAAACAACAAAAAAAAAACUUUUUAAAAACUGAAUAGAGGAUUGCCGUAGGAGAUCUUUCUGUAAGAUGGUUUGAGUUUGUGGGCAGUUGACUUUUGAAGACCAAUUUGUAUGGCUUGAAAUGAGAGGGGACGAAAUUCCCUGUCACAGAACUUCAGUAGGGGAUACGAUGUUUUCAGGACAAAAAAAAAAAAAAAA
Messenger RNA from Cynoglossus semilaevis (tongue sole), 3948 nucleotides. RefSeq names its product CUGBP, Elav-like family member 4 (gene celf4). The record is from RefSeq and is a predicted model, not a curated record. Lineage: Eukaryota; Metazoa; Chordata; Actinopteri; Pleuronectiformes; Cynoglossidae. The transcript has 14 exons. Gene Ontology annotation, molecular function: RNA binding. Bases 1693 to 3270 code for a protein of 525 amino acids.